Bombina bombina (fire-bellied toad) is the source of this 1703-nucleotide messenger RNA. RefSeq names its product alanine--glyoxylate aminotransferase 2 (gene AGXT2). Bases 69 to 1595 code for a protein of 508 amino acids. Gene Ontology annotation, cellular component: mitochondrion. The record is from RefSeq and is a predicted model, not a curated record. NCBI's taxonomy places the organism in Eukaryota, Metazoa, Chordata, Amphibia, Anura, Bombinatoridae. Gene Ontology annotation, biological process: glyoxylate catabolic process. Gene Ontology annotation, molecular function: L-alanine:glyoxylate transaminase activity; pyridoxal phosphate binding. The transcript has 14 exons.
UGUGUUAUAUUAUUAACCCACGGGAAUGCUCUUCAGCUAUCUACACAUUCUUGCUUGGUGUCUGUAGCAUGUGUAUCACCGCAACCAUGAAAAGGUCUUUAACUUGUGGGUACAGUCAACUUUUCAAAUGUCAAAAGUCCCUGCUCCCCUCAAGAGUUUCUUCCAGGUAUCUGUCAAACAAUGAGAACCCACAAAUGCCUCCCUGUGAUUUUAAACCGCAAAAGUAUAAGGGUCUUCCAUAUGAACGUGUUACAGAGAUCCGCAAGAAGCACUUAUCUCCUGCACUGCUGACCAUAUAUAAGAAACCCAUACUGUUGCACCAGGGACACAUGCAGUGGCUUUUUGACUCUGAAGGACGUCGCUACCUUGAUCUCAUUGCAGGCAUAGUGACUGUUAGUGUUGGUCAUUGUCACCCGAAAGUAACAGAAGCAGCUCAGAAACAGCUGAGUCAUCUUUGGCACACAAGUAAUAUCUACUUUAAUUCUCCUAUUCAUGAAUACGCUGAGAAAUUAACCGCUCUAUUCCCUGGAAAACUAAAGGUCCUCUACUUGACUAACAGUGGCUCCGAAGCAAAUGAUUUGGCAAUGUAUAUAGCAAGACUACACACUAAAAGCUUUGAUAUAAUAGGAUUAAGGGGAGGCUAUCACGGUGCCAGUCCAUACACGCUGGGAGUGACUGCAGUUGGAGCUUAUAAACAAGGAAUAGCAAAUGGCAAUAGCAGCUACUCAACAAUGAAUCCUGAUGUUUUCCGUGGUAUUUGGGGAGGAAGUCACUGCAGAGAUUCCCCCGUGCAAACAAUACGGAAAUGCAGCUGCUCCCCAGGUUGCUGUGAAGCAAAAGACAGAUAUAUUGACCAGUUGAAGGACACACUAAAUACAUGUGCAGCAAAGAAUGUAGCUGCAUUUAUUGCUGAGCCAAUACAGGGUGUAGGAGGUGCCGUUCAGUAUCCCAAAGGAUUUUUAAAAGAAGCUUAUGAGCUGAUCCGUGAGAGAGGAGGUCUAUGUAUUGCAGAUGAAGUUCAGACUGGUUUUGGGAGAACAGGAAGCCAUUAUUGGGGAUUUCAAACUCAUGAUGUCAUGCCUGAUAUUGUCACAAUGGCAAAAGGAAUUGGUAAUGGAUUUCCAAUGGGUGCAGUUAUAACAACUCCAGAAAUUGCAGGGUCCUAUGCCCACGCUUUAUCAUUCAAUACAUUUGGAGGAAAUCCCAUCGCUUGUUCAGCGGCAUCUGCAGUACUGGAUGUCAUUGAAGAAGAUGGUUUGCAAAACAACUGUAAAGUGGUUGGUACCCACAUGUUGCUAGAAUUUGCAAAGCUUCGGGACAUGUUUGACAUUGUUGGGGACGUGCGCGGCAAGGGGCUGAUGAUUGGGAUAGAAAUGGUAACAGAUAAGGAGAGUCGUCGGCCUCUCCCUACUGAAGAGAUGAACCGCAUCUGGGAAGACUGUCGAGAAAUGGGAGUUCUGCUUGGAAAGGGAGGAUUGUACAGCCAGACGUUUCGGAUCAAACCCCCUAUGUGCAUUACAAAAGAGGAUGUAGACUUCGGUGUGGCUGUUUUCAAAAAGGCAUUAACAAAACACAUGGAGAGAGCAACAAAAUGAAACAAAUUAUUACUCCUGUCUUUAUUGAGAGGAAAAAACCUAAUCUGUGAAGCUAACAUUAUGACUGUGGUUUGUGAGUCAAACAGAUUAAAAUAAUGGGAACAAAAA